AUGAAGCAGACGCAACCGACAUACACAGAGCUUGACACGUUUGUCGCCAACGGAAUCAAGACCUCGGUGUUACGCUUCACAUUGCCGUUGGACUACUCCGCACCGUCCGGAGAGACGGUUCCUGUCGUGGCGAAGAUCGUCAACACCCACCGACGGGGUUCAGCAGGCGUCCGGAUGGAGCAGACCCCUUCGUUCAGUCUCAAGGACGACGUGGGUCGCAACGCGUCGAACCUUGUAGUGUACUUGCAGGGCGGGCCGGGCUUCCCCAGUGCGUUUCCGACGGGCCCGACAGACCCGUCCUUCCUCAAACCGCUGCUCGACCGGAACUACACGGUGGUGCUUCUUGACCAGAGGGGCACAGGGCUGUCGGGCCCCAUAGACACAGAGUUGCUGCUCUCGAAGGGCACGACGCAGCAGCAGUUCGAAUUCGUCAAGCACUUCCGGGCAGACUCCAUAGUGCACGACUGCGAUCGCAUCAGAGAAGUGUUGCUUGGUCCGGCAGGCAGGUGGAGCGUGCUGGGACAGUCCUUCGGCGGGUUCACCGCCGUCACCUACGCCUCGUUCUACCCGCAGACACUCCGGCACGUCAUGUUAACCGGCGGGUUGCCGCCGUUGACAGUCUCCAGCGUCGACGAGGUCUACCAUGCGACCUUCGAGCGCACGAGGGAACGCAACCUUGCCUACUACAGCAGGUUCCCGGGUGACGUCGAGAAGGUACACACGAUCGUCCGCCACUUGGCCGAGAACGUCGUUGUUUUGCCCAACGGCGGUGUCUUGUCCGUCGACAGAUUCCGUGGCCUUGGCCUCAAGUUUGGCGGCUCCGGCGGCACGCUCGGGCUCCACAUUCUCGUUACAACAAUGCACGCCGAGCUCGAAUACGGCAAGCUCAGCUACGCCACCAAGACAACUCUCAUGAACUACCUCGGGUUCGAAACAAACAUCCUCUACUUCUUGUUUCAGGAGGCCAUCUACCUCAACGGCAAAGGCUGCCGAAGCGGCUGGGCCGCCGACAGAGUCCUGGCAGCAACUCCUGCCGACCCUACUGGCCCGUUCAUGUUCACAGGCGAGAUUGUCACACGGUCCAUGCUGGAGUCGCACAAGGAGCUCCAGCCCUUGGCCCCGCUUGCAGAGUACAUCCACGAUUACGACCAGUGGUCCUGCAUCUACCACCUCGACACCUUGCGCACCCUCACCUGGGAAACACUCCCUAUCGUCGCCUCCGUCUACCUCGACGACCAAUACGUCGACUACGAGCUCGGCCGCCGCAACAAGGCCAUUUUUGAGUACAAACCCGUUGUCACCAACCGUCUUUUCCACAACGGCCUUGCUGCCGCCUCGGAGCACGUCAUCGACCAGCUCCACUCCAUCCUCGACUACGGCGAUUACAUGUAG
Messenger RNA from Pichia membranifaciens NRRL Y-2026, 1392 nucleotides. RefSeq lists its product as hypothetical. Gene Ontology annotation, molecular function: peptidase activity. The record is from RefSeq and is a predicted model, not a curated record. Gene Ontology annotation, biological process: proteolysis. Lineage: Eukaryota; Fungi; Ascomycota; Pichiomycetes; Pichiales; Pichiaceae. The transcript has a single exon. The coding region runs from base 1 to 1392 and encodes 463 amino acids.